Molecule: messenger RNA, 1358 nt
Organism: Ilex paraguariensis (yerba mate)
Lineage: Eukaryota; Viridiplantae; Streptophyta; Magnoliopsida; Aquifoliales; Aquifoliaceae
Source: the annotation of a GenBank genome assembly
AAGCCACCCCCUCUCUGUCUCUGGGCUUCACACUUUAACCUUGAUAAUGGGUUCUAAUUACCACUCUGCCACUAACCUUUCUCUUCUACUGCUGUGCCUCUUUGUCACCGCCAACUUCGAACCCUCCAUCGCUGCUUUGGUACAGCAACAACCUUUGAUUCUAAAAUAUCACAACGGAGCUCUUUUGAAAGGCAAAGUCAACGUUAAUCUCAUCUGGUAUGGCAAAUUCAGCCCAAUCCAACGGUCCAUAAUCGUCGACUUCCUCCAAUCACUCAGCUCCGCUACACCAACCCUUCCCUCCCCCUCAUCCUGGUGGAAGACCACCGCGAAGUACAAGGGUGGCGCCACCACCCUCAUCAUCGGAAAACAAAUCCUAGACGAAAAUUACUCUUUGGGAAAGACACUCAAACAUUCGAAUAUUAUAUAUUUGGCCUCUAAAGGUGGCCACCUGAGUGGGUCUGUUAACGUCGUUUUGACGGCGAAGGAAGUCGCCGUUGAUGGGUUCUGCAUGAAUCGGUGUGGAACUCACGGGUCAACUCGGGGGACGACUCGGUUUGCGUAUGCUUGGGUCGGUAACUCGGAGACUCAGUGUCCUGGUCAGUGUGCUUGGCCUUUCCAUCAGCCCAUUUACGGCCCGCAGACACCGCCGUUACAUGCUCCUAACGGAGACGUCGGAGUUGAUGGUAUGAUCAUAAACUUGGCCACUGUUUUGGCGGGAACCAUCACGAAUCCGUUUAAUAACGGUUACUUUCAAGGUCCGGCAACGGCGCCGUUAGAGGCAGUCUCUGCUUGUACAGGGGUAUUCGGGUCCGGGGCGUAUCCUGGGUACCCGGGUCAAGUCCUUGUUGAUAAGACCACCGGUGCGAGCUAUAAUGCGCAUGGGGUGAAUGGGCGCAUGUUUUUGCUUCCGGCUAUGUGGGACCCCCAGACCUCCGCUUGCUCGACGCUGGUUUGAUGUAAGAAGAGAGAUAUAGAGAGUGGGCAUCUGUAUGUAUGUAGAUAUUAUGUUGCGGUGGUGGUAAUGGUGGCGGAGACGGCGUUGGCGGUGGCGGUGGCGGUGGCGGGUAGGGACUUGAAAGUGUUUGGAACUUUGGUAAAGUGAGGGUUGCGGUCUUUAUGUGAAGUGUAAAUUUUGUUUGUUGCUUAAACAUUGUGAUAAAAAUGGAAAUAGAAAAUAUAAUAAUGCAUAAUUAUAAAUGUAGUGUUGAAGUUUUAAACAUAUAUUUGCAAUAAUCGUUUUUAGAUUUGUUGAUGCAACAAGUUUUCAAAUUUGUGUAUGAUUAAAACUCGGGUUUAAUUAUAUUGAAAAAUUUGUUAGUGUAUGUGCGUGAAGGAAUAAAGUAAUAAAAAAUGGUAAA